This is a messenger RNA of Aaosphaeria arxii CBS 175.79, 1486 nucleotides long. RefSeq names its product acyl-CoA dehydrogenase family member 11. The record is from RefSeq and is a predicted model, not a curated record. The transcript has 5 exons. The coding region runs from base 99 to 1208 and encodes 369 amino acids. Lineage: Eukaryota; Fungi; Ascomycota; Dothideomycetes; Pleosporales.
GGACAAGCUGGCCCGCCUCCACCAUGGCCGCCAUACAAAAGCGUAUUGCGUAGCCAUGUUUGCGAACUCCAAAUAACAAUAACUCAAAAGAAAACAACAUGGCUGGCGCUGUUCGUCAACCCAUAGAUGUUGCCGCGCUUGAGCGCUACAUCUCUGCAAAUGUCCCGGACAUUGAAGCUCCAAUUGACGUCAAGCAGUUUGGUUAUGGACAAUCAAAUCCCACAUAUCAACUUACGGACAACAAAGGUCGUAAAUUUGUUAUGAGGAAGAAGCCUCCGGGUCAAUUGCUUUCCAAAACAGCCCACAAAGUAGACCGUGAGUAUAGAAUUAUUCAUGCGUUGGAACAAACAGAUGUGCCAGUUCCCAAGGCUUUGUGCCUUUGCCAGGAUGAGGAGGUGAUUGGCACUGAUUUCUACAUCAUGGAGUUCCUGGAUGGACGAAUAUUUGAAGACCCAGCCAUUCCGGGAGUCACACCAGAGGAAAGAACCGAGAUCUGGCGCUCUGCCAUCACCACGCUUGCCAAAUUCCACAGAGUGUCGCCCAAGGAUGUUGGCCUGGAGAACUACGGCAAACCGAGCGGUUUCUAUAACCGUCAGAUUGCAACAUUCAACACGAUUUCAAAGGCACAGGCCGAAGCUGUUGACAAGGAGACAAAGGUGCCCGUCGGUAAAAUCCCCCAUCAGGAUGACAUGGUCAAGUUCUUCAGCGAUCCUCAGACGCAACCGAAGGAUCGGAGCAGCUUUGUCCAUGGCGAUUACAAGAUCGACAAUGUAGUUUUCCACAAGACAGAACCUCGAGUGAUUGGAAUACUAGACUGGGAGAUGUCAACAAUUGGUCAUCCUCUCUCUGACGUGAACAACCUGCUGGCUCCUUUUGUUACCGCCAAUUUCCCAAAGGCAUUGGCAAUUGGCAGAGGAAACAAAGCUUUCCAAGAAGGUGCAACACCGGGCCUUCCAACCCGAGACCAACUGAUUUCGUGGUAUGCUGAUGCCGCGGGCUGGGAUCCUCGCCCCGACAUGGUCUGGGGAGAUGCAUUCGGAACCUACAGAGCAGCUAUAAUCAUGCAAGGAAUUGCUGCUAGAUAUGCUCUGAGGCAGGCAAGUAGUGCACAGGCGGGCGAAUACGGAGCACAGAUGAGGCCAUUUGCAGAGAUAGCAUGGGAUUUAGUACAGGAGACACAGAAGAAGCAUGGAAAGGCAAAAUUAUGAUGUUGGCAAGAUGGAUUCAAUGGGCCAUCCGCUCUAUCAUGUAUUGAUCGCUCUGUAGAGUUUUUGCUAUCAAAUCAAAUAUCCAUGUGGUAUCGUUCAUCUCGACCUGUUGUAGGCAACGUCAACGACCUUGCUCUGGAUACGCGUUGUCGUCCGUGCCAUGCGAAUAGCCAUUAAAGCAAAAGGCUUGGGAAAAAAUCCCCAGAAGUCGGUUUCCCUCAACGCCGCUUGCCAAUCUCGUGAAAUGUUGCUUUUGAAGCACACAUAACUCCUCCUAG